UAAUAAAGUUACCAAAUAUUUCGGUCGAAAAACUCAGUUGGCCUAAUUCUUUUGUCUGGGCCACUUGACCGUUAUUCUUAUUGCAAUUGACGGGGGAAAUCGCAUUAACUAUUAUUUCUGGUCGAAUCCACUUGAAUUUGGAUAUUAUUCCAUCAAGAGACUGCACCUAAAUUUAAAAUGGCUACGUUGUUUAUUAACUCAAGCGUGGAAUACGCAAAAAAUCUCCUUCCAGUCUCUUUUGUGAGGUCAGUAGCAACUAUCCAAAGAACGAUCUCCCGCCGUAUCUUGCCACAGCCCCAGCCCCGUUCCUUUGAGAUAUGCACCAAGAGUCGAAAUCUGAGGAGAGAGGUCGUGGUCACCUCCCUGGAUGACCUUCUGCACCGGACAGCAAGUGCCUUCCUGCUGACAUGGCAGUGCCUCAGCCUGGUUCUGGAGGACGAUGGGACCGUGGUGGACUCUGAGGCCAUCUUCCAGUCCCUACCGUCCAACACUCGGCUCAUGGUGCUGCAGGAAGGAGACACGUGGCUCCCAGUUUGCCCAAGGCAGGCAAAGGAAAAUGGAGUCGCCAAGUUGAGUUUUCACCUGUACAAGUUAAACCCCAAGGAUUUCUUUGGGUGCCUCUCAGUCAAUGCAGCGCUUUAUGAAAUGUACACACUUUCAUACGAUUUCAAAUGCCCCAGGGCCAAGGAUAUGUUGACAUGUGUACUUCGUUGCCUGAUGCAUGUGGUGAAAGGGGCAGGAGAGCUACUCCUUUCUGUUUCUUCCUACAUAUUCCAGUGCGUAGGGGAGGACAACGACAACUAGCCCUGUUUGGGGUUGUUAACAUUCAUCAGGUGUUAACUGUAUUAAUGAAACUGAGACAUUGGCAAGAUUCCAAGCUUCCCUUCUUGAGACACACACAGGCCUUGUUAUGACUUUUAAUUUAGCAGCUGUGCUUGUAUGUGAAUUAUAGACAUGAAAUCAAGAAUGAAUUCCAACUUGCUUGGACAGUUUCUGGUUGAGAUUCAGCCCACAAAGUGGCGAUGUAGGGUUUAGGAUUUUAAAGUCAGUUUUUGAAAAAGAGCGAAGUUGUGUUUGCCUCAAAGAUUUCACACACCAUGUCCUCAUUGUUUGUCAACCGUCGGGGUUAGUCUGAGUGGAUGGGUCCAUUCCCUUUCAGUUGAAUGUCCAUCUACUGGGAAAUAGUCUUGCCUAUAUUUCUCCCAUCCUCUCUCUGCACCUUAAGAGAAAAUCUGAGAGGUGUGACCUCAGACCGUCUCGAAUAUAGUAAAGAAAUGCCUUUAAUAUAUUACCCAGGACACAUUAAAAGCCCAACUGUCUGGGACUGUAAUGUCAUUUAAAAAUGUAUUUGAAGCAGUUAGAAUAAAAAAAACUAUUUUCUCAAAUAAAGAAUUGUGAAAUUCCA
Esox lucius (northern pike) is the source of this 1405-nucleotide messenger RNA. It is a transcript of the gene cidea, whose product is annotated as cell death inducing DFFA like effector a. The transcript is spliced from 5 exons. The record is from RefSeq and is a predicted model, not a curated record. Gene Ontology annotation, biological process: regulation of apoptotic process; apoptotic process. The coding region runs from base 178 to 804 and encodes 208 amino acids. Lineage: Eukaryota; Metazoa; Chordata; Actinopteri; Esociformes; Esocidae.